This is a messenger RNA of Protopolystoma xenopodis, 324 nucleotides long. The record is from the annotation of a GenBank genome assembly. Lineage: Eukaryota; Metazoa; Platyhelminthes; Monogenea; Polystomatidea; Polystomatidae.
AUGCACAAGCGCGCCUUCCAGCCCUCACAUAGUCGGUCUUCGUGCUGUCUUCACCUCCGGCUAGUCGGCCGUAAGUACUCUCGUGUUGCUGCCUAUUGCUGCGUCUUGCCUCGUCCCGCCCCACCCUGCUCCGACCUGCUCCGUUCUACACCGUCCUACUUCGUCGUGUUUUGCAUCGCCCUGCCUCGUCUCAUAAAAGUCAGGCCGCCGAGACGCCAAUGUCACCGGUGGACCGACCGGCUGACAGGGUCACUGUGGCCUCGUGUCGAGUCAGUGUGGCCAGGGCGGAUAGCGGAGGAGACAAGCGGCGGUGCUGAACCCUGA